ACAAUAAAUACACACUCAAACUACACACAUUUUUACAAACUUAACAAUUCGUUAUUUUUUGCUAAAAAAUUAUUAUUAUCACGUCUUUUCCGAAAAUGUUCGCAAAGAUUGUUGUUGCCGCAUUGGUGUUCUGCGCUGUCGCCACUGAUGCUCAGGUCAUCAGUAUCGGAAAAUGCGCGCCCGUUACCGUCAAGCAAGACUUUGACCUUUCCCAAUAUCUGGGAAGAUGGUACGAACAGCAGCGCUAUUUCACCAUCUUUGAAAUCGGGUUGGACUGCGUCGCUGCCAACUACAGCCUUCGCGCUGAGGGUGACGUAAAGGUCAACAACACCGGCCGCCAGAGCAACGGCCAACCUAACACCGCUAUUGGCCGUGCGUAUGUUCCCGACGCCAGUGUUCCGGCCAAGUUGCUGGUUAAAUUUAACGAAAAUCAGCCGGCUGGAGAUUACUGGGUGAUCGAUACGGAUUACACUGCAUUCUCAGUUGUAUACUCUUGCCGCAAUCUCGGACCCUUCAAAAGCGAGUACUUAUGGCUUUUGAGCCGUGACCGUUCGGGUUACACGCCCAGCGUCGAGCAGCGCGUGGAGCAGAUCCUCCAACAACAACACAUCAGUCCGAAGCCACUCAAGCCCGUUAAUCAGCUCAACUGCCAAGCCUAACGGAAACUCUACUGUUCGAUUACUCAGUAUAUGAGGAAAAUCAGCAGUUCCGAUCAGCUUGAACAGUGUUUUGUUGCCAUGUAGCACUGUUUUGGGACGUUGUAUGCUUAUGAAUUUACCAAUCAUGCUGUAGAGCGGCAGAGAAAAUGCUGCAUGAAAACAAAUAAAGUUGGUUUAUCAAG
Paramacrobiotus metropolitanus is the source of this 841-nucleotide messenger RNA. RefSeq names its product apolipoprotein D-like. The record is from RefSeq and is a predicted model, not a curated record. Lineage: Eukaryota; Metazoa; Tardigrada; Eutardigrada; Parachela; Macrobiotidae. The coding region runs from base 96 to 659 and encodes 187 amino acids. The transcript is spliced from 6 exons.